Molecule: messenger RNA, 1400 nt
Organism: Frankliniella occidentalis (western flower thrips)
Lineage: Eukaryota; Metazoa; Arthropoda; Insecta; Thysanoptera; Thripidae
Exons: 3
Coding region: 159-1127 (322 amino acids)
Biological process (GO): sensory perception of smell
Cellular component (GO): membrane
Molecular function (GO): odorant binding; olfactory receptor activity
Source: RefSeq, a predicted model, not a curated record
UUGACUGCAUGUCACUUGAUUGAUUAAUGUUCUUUUGGAGAAGGCUUGUGAAGAAGAAUUAUAGCUGGAGGCUGGAGGUGUUCUGGCACUAUUGAUCUUCCCAACCUUCUUCUCAAUCAAAUGCCUCACAGUUCAAUAAUAUUUUGAAGCUCUCGGGCAUGUUCAUGGGGCUGUGUGCCGUGUUCAUGACCGGCACCGCGCUGCAGAGGCUCGACUCCCUGGAGACGGCCAGGGCGCCGAUCUCGAACUUGUCCUCCUGCUACUCGUCGAGCGCCUGCCUGGCAGUGAUCCGCCAGGGCCGCCUGUCGGCCCUCCUGCUGGAGCUGAAGAGCCUGGUGCAGGCCGCGGAGGCCGGUCGUGGAGAGAAGAAGUGGACGGACCGGACGCUGCGAGGCGUGACGAUGUUCGCGACGGUGACGGUGCCCAUGGCCGUGCUCGUCUUCGCCAGCCUGUGCGCGGACAUGCUCCUGGCCGACGAGCCUCAACUGCCGCUCUGGCCGUUCGUGCCACACGCGGGGGCCUGGGGCGUGUCUUGCGGACGGAUGUUCUGGGGGUGCUGGUUCCUCCUGGCCGUCUGCUCCGUCUUCUAUACGGUGACCGCCCUCUGCCUCUGCGCGGCGGCCGCGGCCGGCCUCCACGACGCCCUGGCGCUGCGCCUGCUCGUCCAGGGGGGCGCGACCCCGGAGGAGGUCCGCGACGUGGUCAGGAUCCACAUGCACCUGCGCAGCACGGUCCUGGACCUGACCGACUACUUCGCCGGCAACCUCGUGCACAUCCUGGCCAGCUCGUUCUGCAACUCGCUCUUCGCCACCGUGCAGGUGGUGGGUGGCGACGCGAACGCCACCACAUUGGCCCUCCUCAUCCCCGUGGUCAACGUCUUUCUGCCGCUGUCUCACUUCAGCCAGAAGAUGUCGGACGCCAGCCGCUCGCUGGCGAGGUCCGCCUACCACGCGGCCACCGACGGCGUCGAGCUCCGGGAGGCCCGCGCCCUGCUUCUGGUCAUGCUAGCCGCGGGCAGACCGCCGGCGCUGAGGUGCAGGGGCCUGGGCCGCUUCAACAGGGCCUCGGCGAGGAACGUCUUCCGUCAGUUCUAUGCCGCCGUCAAUAUGCUAGGUCCGAAGCACUAAACACACUAGGUUUGCAAACGUAAUCCAGCGGCCUUUCACGGCACGACGUCACCAAAAAAUAUAGUUGAGUCGCACUCACCCGAUUAAAAUUAUUGAAAUAACCGCACUUUCUGUCGGUCUGUCGGAGACAAUAUGUGGAAUACACAUCGAUUCGCUGCGACCGAGUGACGAUCAUUUUUCGGCUGGGGAGGAGAGGGUGGUCGUGCACACCGUGGCCAUCUCCUCACCCCGACGGCCGUCGGAAUGUGCACGCGCCGGGGCGGGGCGAGAUGG